Suillus paluster is the source of this 588-nucleotide messenger RNA. RefSeq lists its product as uncharacterized. Lineage: Eukaryota; Fungi; Basidiomycota; Agaricomycetes; Boletales; Suillaceae. The coding region runs from base 110 to 532 and encodes 140 amino acids. The record is from RefSeq and is a predicted model, not a curated record. Gene Ontology annotation, biological process: attachment of spindle microtubules to kinetochore; mitotic cell cycle. The transcript has 4 exons. Gene Ontology annotation, cellular component: mitotic spindle pole body; DASH complex; mitotic spindle midzone.
UUUGGAAAUCGGAGUCGGAGUUAGAAAAAUGUCUCAUCACCGUCACCCACGACGACGAACACCAUAAACUCAUCGUCCUCAACAACUACCCCCUCUAGCAAUAGACACUAUGCGCCAGUCCGUCGCACCGAGUCGCAUCUCACAUGCCGCAUCCCUAGCAUCGCAGGCCAAUAAUGCAUCCGCAAUAUCACGUUUGCAGGAGAAAAAGAAAGAAUUCGAGGCCGUUGCUGCGCUUGAACGUGCUAGCGCUCUCUUCCUGAAACGCAUAGAAGGUCUCGCAGAUGACUGCGAGGUUAUGGCUGAUGCUGGCCAAGUACAUGGUCAGGUGCUCGAGCAGUGGCCUCUCAUGUUCCAAACGUUGAGUCUAUUCUUAAAUAGCCGUGAACAGCACCCGGCGGACUCCAGUGAUGACACCACACCACUUACUGGAGAACGGCUUGUCCGUAUUCCAGUCGACGAACUUCAGACUGAUGUGUCGAAGCAGUCAGACAUCGGAACACGCCUAUUCCCAUCUGCGAUGACUUCGGUAUAGUUGGCAAGGACAGGUCCAUGCGCAAUCCAUGCUAGCGAAUUUUCACUUCACUUGCG